This is a messenger RNA of Lethenteron reissneri (Far Eastern brook lamprey), 1973 nucleotides long. Its product is annotated as cadherin-8-like. Lineage: Eukaryota; Metazoa; Chordata; Hyperoartia; Petromyzontiformes; Petromyzontidae. Gene Ontology annotation, molecular function: calcium ion binding; cadherin binding; beta-catenin binding. Gene Ontology annotation, biological process: cell-cell adhesion mediated by cadherin; homophilic cell-cell adhesion; multicellular organism development. Gene Ontology annotation, cellular component: adherens junction; plasma membrane; catenin complex. The record is from RefSeq and is a predicted model, not a curated record.
AUGGCGAUUGUGAUGGUGACACCGCUCGACUACGAGCGCAAGCACGCCUACACGCUCACCGUGGAGGCGUGGAACCCGGUGGCGGGGGGCAGCAGCUCCACGGCGAUGGUGCCUUUGGCUGGCUCCACGCGCCUCCUCGUGAGCGUGGAGGACGCGGACGAGGGGCCCGUCUUCUCCCCGGCCGCCUACGAGUUCGAGGUGGCCGAGAGCCAGGGGCCACGGCACCCCCUCGGCACGGUCACGGCCCUGGAUCCCGACGCAGCGGCCAGACCCGUGCGCUACUCGAUCGAUCGCAACACCGACGUCGACCGUCACUUCGACGUCGACCCCCUGUCGGGCGUCCUCACCGUCGCUCGGCCGCUCGACCGCGAGUCCACCGAGCUCUUUAACAUCACGGUGAUCGCCACGCAGGCCGACGACCAGGCGCUGGUGGGCCGUGCCCCCGUCACGGUGCGAGUCCUCGACGUCAACGACAACGCCCCCGAGCUCCUGGGGCCCGACGAGCUCGUGCUGUGUGAGAACACGCCCGCUGGCCAGGUGGUGCACAUCUUCAGUGCCGUGGAUCGAGAUGAGAAUCAUGUAUCAUCUCCGGUCAAAAUCUCGCUCUCCGCUCCGUCCGCCAACUCCAACUUCACGCUGACAGACCAUCACAACGGCACGGCCUCCCUAUCCCUGCGUCGGCGCCUGUCCCGCGGUGGUGCCGAGGAGCUGUCCACCCUGGGCCUGGUGCUGCCGCUCUCCGUGGUGCUGGAGGACUCGGGCUCCCCGGGUGCCCUGAGCAGCACCGCGACCGUGCGCGUGCGCGUCUGCGCCUGCAGCCGCCGCGGCGCCGUCACCGCGUGCACCCUGCAGGCGCUCGCAGUGCUGCCCGCUGGGCUCAGCGUGCACGCGCUCAUCGCCAUCCUCGCCUGCCUGCUCAUCUUGCUCAUCCUCAUCCUCCUCUUCGUCUCGGUGCGCCGCCGCAAGAAGAAGGCUCCGUCCCUGCCGGAGGACGACGACAUCUGCGAGAACAUCGUCCGCUACGACGAGGAGGGGGGCGGCGAAGAGGACACCGCGACCUUCGACCUCGUCACGCUCACCUACCCGCACGCCCGCCCGCUCACCUCCUCCUCGUGCAGCGGCGGCGGCGGCGCUCACCACAACAACAACAACCACCACCACCACGGCAACAACAACAACAGCCACCACCACAACAACCACCACCACCACAACAACAACAACCACGACGGCGUUCGCCAGCCCAACCGCGUCCCGCUCGCCACGGCGGCAUCGGCGGCAACAACAACAACAACCGCCGCAUCGGCGGCGUCCAACAACCACUACCACCACAGCCACCACAACCAGCAGCAGCAGCAGCACCGCCACCAGCACCACCACCUACCGCCCACAACCACCAGCUGCAGCAGCGGCACAACCACCGCCGCCGCCGCCAAUCACAGCGGCGGCGGCAACAACAACAACGGCGCGUCCGCCGUGCCGUCCGGCGUUCGCUCGCGCGUGGGUACCUGCAUGGACGAGUUCAUCCAGGUGCGCCUGCGGGAGGUGGACGCCGACCCGGCGGCACCCCCCUACGACUCGGUGCAGGUGUACGGCUACGAGGGGAGCGGCUCUUCGGUGGCCGGCUCGCUGGGCUCGCUCAGCUCGCUCGGCUCCGAGUCGUCGUCGCGGUCGCAGGGGGCUCCGUCGACGUCCACCGACGGCGACCAGAGCUACGACUACCUGCACGAGUGGGGGCCGCGCUUCCGCACGCUGGCGCACCUGUACGGCCACGUGGCCGCCGCCGCUCCUGCCGCGGCGCCUACGACGGCGGCUACGGGAGCGGCGGCGGCGGUCGGAGCGGCAUCGGCAUCGGCGGCGGCGGCAGGAUCGGGGUCGGCUGCUGCCGGGGCGGCGGCGGCGGCGGCGGUGGGAAUGGCGGGGAAGAAUGUGGACCGCGGAGGCGGUUAGAGGAACGAAGUGAAUUGAACGAACGA